Molecule: messenger RNA, 2070 nt
Organism: Hemiscyllium ocellatum (epaulette shark)
Lineage: Eukaryota; Metazoa; Chordata; Chondrichthyes; Orectolobiformes; Hemiscylliidae
Gene: slc5a11
Product: solute carrier family 5 member 11
Exons: 17
Coding region: 115-2070 (651 amino acids)
Biological process (GO): transmembrane transport
Cellular component (GO): plasma membrane
Molecular function (GO): D-glucose:sodium symporter activity
Source: RefSeq, a predicted model, not a curated record
AAUACCCCAGGCAGCACAGCUCAAACUCCAGUAAAACAACACACACUGGAUGUGGUUGACAUUGUGAUCCUGACUGUAUAUUUAGUGUUUGUCUUGGCUGUAGGACUCUGGUCUAUGUACAGGACAAAGAGGAACACUGUGAAAGGCUAUUUUUUAGCUGGGAAGAAUAUGGUAUGGUGGCCGAUUGGAGCGUCACUGUUUGCCAGUAAUGUGGGAAGUGGGCAUUUCAUCGGAUUAGCUGGAACAGGAGCAGCCUCUGGGAUUGCUGUCAGUGCAUAUGAAUUCAAUGGAAUGAUUAUUGUGAUCCUGCUGGCUUGGUGUUUUCUCCCCAUUUACAUUGCAGCUGAGGUCACCACCAUGCCCGAAUAUUUACGAAAACGGUUUGGAGGCCAAAGAAUUCGGCUCUUUAUUGCAAUUCUCUACUUAUUCAUCUACAUAUUCACAAAGAUAUCGGUUGAUAUCUAUGCUGGAGCUGUCUUUAUUCAGCAAGCUCUUCGCUGGGACCUGUACAUUGCAGUGAUUGGAUUAUUGGCGAUCACUACUCUCUACACUGUUGGGGGUGGGCUAGCCGCUGUAAUAUACACCGAUGCCCUACAGACUGUGAUCAUGCUGAUUGGGGCUCUGGUUCUCAUGGGAUUCGCUUUCGUUAAGGUUGAUGGUUAUUCAGGUCUUCAGGAACUAUACUUCCAUGCCAUCCCCAGUAUCCGUGACCUCAAUACAACCUGUGGCCUCCCAAGGAAUGAUGCCUUCCACAUAUUUCGGGACCCUGUGACCUCUGACUUUCCUUGGCCAGGUGUAUUGAUCGGAAUGACCAUCCCUUCGAUCUGGUAUUGGUGCACAGAUCAGGUCAUUGUCCAGAGGUCACUCUCUGCGAAGAAUCUGCUCCAUGCCAAAGGUGGCUCCUUGUUGGCCGUCUACUUGAAAAUCUUGCCUGUUUUCAUCAUGGUUCUUCCAGGCAUGAUAAGCCGAGUACUCUUUCCAGAUGAAGUGGCUUGUGCUGAUGCUGACACCUGUCAGAGAAUUUGUGGGAACAAAGUUGGUUGUUCGGACAUUGCCUACCCGAAGCUGGUAAUGGAGUUGCUGCCAGGAGGACUGCGAGGCCUUAUGAUGUCAGUAGUGAUUGCAGCCUUGAUGUCCUCCCUCACUUCAAUUUUCAACAGUGCGAGUACAUUGUUUACAAUAGACAUCUGGCACCACAUCCGACCUCAGAGCACUGAGUGGGAGCUCAUGAUCGUUGGCAGGGUGUUUGUUCUCGUCCUGGUGGUGCUCUCUGUCCUGUGGAUUCCUUUGGUACAAAUGAGCCAAGGUGGCCAACUCUUCCAGUACAUCCAAUCCAUCAGCUCCUACCUCCAGCCACCCGUCGCAGUUGUCUUCAUGACCGGUUGCUUCUGGAAACGAACUAAUGAGAUGGGCGCGUUCUGGGGCCUCUUGACAGGGAUCCUGGUUGGUUGCACUCGAAUGGCUUUGGACUUCAUUUAUCCAGAGCCUCUGUGUGACCAACCUGAUAACCGGCCUCUGGUGACCAAGUACGUUCAUUACCUGCAUUUUUCCAUCAUCCUUUCUGUCUUUACAUUGAUUGUUGUGGUGAUCAUCAGUCUCAGUACAAAACCUCCAGAUCUAGAAAGGAUUAGUCGUUUGACCUGGUUCACCCGUUUUGAAAGAACCGAUUCUGUGGUAAAACAGCUUGAUGAAGCUGCACCUGAAAUGGAUUCUACAACCAAACAGCCUGAAGAGAGUAAGCAGCAUCGAGAGGAUAUCAGCAACACAGGUAGCAUCACUGUCUCAAAGGAUCAACUUGACGAUGGUGAGGUUCAUUUAGAGGAAGACAGUAGCGUUAGCAAUGCCAGUCUGUCCGAGAAUAUAUCAAUGAAGAAACGUUCAAAGCUGAUCUCCUUCCUGCUGUGGUUCUGUGGGAUGGAUAAGAAGGAAGAAACAGUUAAUUCUCCAACAAAUGAAGCUUUGGAUAACACUAACGUGUUACAUGAAAACCCUCACAUGCGCAACUUUGUUAAUGCUAAUUUAAUCGUCUGUUUGAGUGCUGCUGUCUUCCUCUAUGGAUUUUUCGCUUAA